This is a messenger RNA of Rubroshorea leprosula, 687 nucleotides long. The record is from the annotation of a GenBank genome assembly. NCBI's taxonomy places the organism in Eukaryota, Viridiplantae, Streptophyta, Magnoliopsida, Malvales, Dipterocarpaceae.
UCUCUGAAAGUGAGCGUGAGGCUUAGGCGCAAGAUAUAAGGUUGAUGAAGGAGGCUUUCGUGGAGCUCAAGGAGAAUGUGCAGACCUUGGUGCACAAUGGAAUGAAGGAGCACAUCAGCAACUUCAUCAGCUCCAGCUCGUUUGACAACAUCGUCAACUUGUACCGGCUGCCCACUGCCAUCAUUACAUUCACAGGUUGCAGGAAGAAGGUGAAGGCAGAAUAUCCCGAAGUGGAUAUUACGAAGAUCACCUUCGCAGAGCAAGAAGAAGGAGUGGAGGAAGAUGGUGAGAGCAUGUCAGCAGACUUCCGUCCUCAGAUCAAACUGAGGUGGGAGCAUGAUGCAAACGGACGUGCUGUUUUCCCUCCACAGUUCGACUUCGAAUUCGUUGCAAUGGAGGAAGAAUGGGCAGAGGUAGAGGAAGACAAGGUGGAGGCAGGAGUGGAGGGAGCUGAAGUGGAUGAGAGCCAACCAGUUCCAAAAGUGGAGAUUCAUCCAGUUCCUUUCGAUGAUGAGCAGCCUCCUCUGCCAAACGAGCAGCAGCCAACACAGCCACCUCAUCCAGCUAAGUAAGAGCCAGUGGAGCCACCUCUCCCAGCAGAAUAAUUUUGUUUUUUAAUUUUUUGUAAAAAAACAUUUAAACAAUUUGUAAUACUGUUAUUAUUCUGAAUGAAAAUUCAUUUUUGAA